This is a messenger RNA of Esox lucius (northern pike), 2657 nucleotides long. RefSeq names its product glycosyltransferase 8 domain containing 1 (gene glt8d1). The transcript is spliced from 9 exons. Gene Ontology annotation, molecular function: glycosyltransferase activity. The record is from RefSeq and is a predicted model, not a curated record. Gene Ontology annotation, cellular component: Golgi apparatus. The coding region runs from base 834 to 1817 and encodes 327 amino acids. Lineage: Eukaryota; Metazoa; Chordata; Actinopteri; Esociformes; Esocidae.
CCGCGCCAGCGAGUCUUAUCGAUCUGGGACGUGGGAGAGUGAUAUUUUUUUUAUAGAAUGAAUUGUUCGUUUUCCCUUACAAAAUGUAGAAGUUAACGUCGUUGUUGUACAUUUUCUGUGAAUAAUACAGUCAUGAACAGCACUGUAGCAGUCACUAACGUUUGUUCCCUCACAGUAAUGUGGGCGGCAGUGCUGCAGCAAGCCAGUGCUAAAGACCGUAGCUGUGGAGUGGAUUAUCUGAAUGACAUCCCGAUGGUUACCAGCAAUAAUGUUGCAUAUGUAAUUUCUCCUAUAGGCUGAUAUCCGAUUCAAAAUAAAUCGUCAAAAGAAAAAAGUUGUCCACGUUAACGCACUUUUGGAUAGCAACUUGAUUUAACACCGGUGCUAUGGUCGUUUAGACCAGCAUGUCUUUAUGCAUCCUAGCAGCGGCAUUUACGUUAGCUAAUUUGCGUGUCACUUUAACGUGGGCGUGGUUUGGCACUUACAACUCCGGCAAGAAUGUUCACCUCGUAACAAAUGUGUUAGACAUUGUACAAACAUUGUCAAAGCUGAAGAUAUGCAAGAAACGUAUACGGACCACGCUGGUAUUGGUGCUGUAGAAUUGGCCAACACUGUUUACCGCCUGAAAUGAAUGGGUUGGUCCUAAAAAAUGGUUGUCUUGCCUCGUAACGAUCUAGUAACUGAUUUGUGGUGGCGUGGGCGCCUGAUAGCUCAGUCAAGUAAAUGUGGUCAUCCUUGUCCUGCUGGCAUUAGCCUUCCUGAUCAUUGUGCAACGGAAUCUCCUGAAUCUCAAUGAUUUCCUUAGAAGAGAAAACCAAGAUGCAGUCCCAGGUAUGAUUCUACCCUUUGAGUCUGAACUCUCAUCUAAAAUCAGACCAGACCCCGUGAGGAGUGGGGAGGAGAUCCCUGUGCUCAUCACAGCUGCAGAAGAGAGACUGGGAGCUGUAAUCGCUGCCAUUAACAGUGUUUACCAGAACAGUAAAGCCAACAUUGUGUUUCACAUUGUGACUAUGAACGACACAGUGGAUCACCUCAAGGUGUGGAUGAGUGAGCCUCAGCUUAACAGUGUUAAGCACAAUAUCAUCAUAUUUGAUCCCCAUCUACUCAGUGGGAAGAUUACUAAAGAUCCACAGAAGCUUGAGUCUGUGAAACCGUUGACCUUUGCCAGAUUUUAUAUGCCGAUAUUCAUACCAGAUGCAGAGAAGGCAAUUUAUUUGGAUGAUGAUAUCAUUGUGCAAGGGGACAUCCAGGACCUUUUUGAAACAAGCCUAAAGUCAGGUCAUGCAGCAGCCUUUUCAGAUGACUGUGAUUCUGCAUCUUCUAAGGGCAUUGUUCGAGGGGCUGGGAACCAGAACAACUACCUUGGUUUCCUGGACUUUAAAAAAGAAGCCAUCAAGAAGCUGGGCAUGAGGGCCAACAUGUGUUCUUUUAACCCCGGAGUUAUUGUUGCCAACCUGACAGAGUGGAAGCAUCAGAACAUCACUAGCCAAUUGGAACACUGGAUGGAGCUCAAUGUACAGGAUGACAUCUACAGUAAGACCUUGGCAGAGGGGAUCACCACACCUCCCCUGCUCAUUGUCUUCUACAAACAACACUCCAGCAUUGACCCUUUGUGGCACAUCCGACACCUAGGGGUUUCUGGUGCUGGAAAUCGCUACUCUGCCCAGUUUGUGAAAGCUGCCAAACUCCUCCAUUGGAACGGUCAUUACAAACCAUGGUCCGGGACCUCUUCAUUCACUGAAGUCUGGGACAAGUGGUAUAUUCAGGACCCCAUGGGCAAAUUCCACCCAGUUCGGAGACAUUCAGGGGACAAGUAGACUAAAGCAGGGAAGCAACAUGACAAUGGCUAGUCCCUCCUCUCUCCAAGAGUGACUUCUCAGGAACCCUAACAUAAUGCAAGACCAUUCCAAACAGUUUUACUGUUAUAGUUUGUAGCUUCGUUGUAAAUCUCAGGCAGAUGGACAUCUUCCAUAAGUUACAGGACACUACAGAAAGAUACAUUAUACAUAGGAUAGAAGUGGCUUCUUUUAUAUUUUCACAUUAAUGCAGAUACACCAUGGUUUUGCUUGGUUUCAGAUCAUAACGCAAAACACAGUCACACCUGAUACUAUACCAUUGUUUUCAGAAAGUGUGACAAUUUGCCACAAUAACCAACCAUUCUAAUUCCAAAUGUUCUUUCCCUAACCAGAGAUAGGCAACUGGAGAGCUACAGAGUGUGUAAGAUUUGAGUAGAACAGACCUGGAAUACCAGGCGUGUAGAAUUAAUUCAUACAGUUUUAAGCAAUGACACUGUGGGUGUGAUCGAGGCCGUUUCAGGAACUUAACCCUGGGUUUGAGGAUGGACAUAAGAUUUGCCAAAGAAAUCGGAACAUGUCCAAGUUUAGACAUUUUACACUGCAUGCUCAACUUCAGAGCUUCCCACAAUAUGCUAGUAUAACAAGGAUCGGUUUGUUACUUCCAGCUGUCGCACUUUAACUCAUUUUGUAUAUCAGGAUAUUUACCAUACAACACUCCACUUUAGAAAAGCUUGUAGUCCACCAUUGUUUCUCAACUGCAUUUUGCUUUUGUCAUACCCUUAACAAGGGAUGGAUGUAAUGGUUCACACUAACUAGUUCAUACAUUUUAAUUUGUACAGAAUUAAAUAAUUAUAAAGUAUA